GGCGCGCGCGCGCACCGGGAGCGCGCUCGGAGGCGAGUGGAACUGGAUCGGGUUUGCUGCCAGCGGCGUGAGCUUCGGCCGCCAUUUUACAACAGCUCCACUCGCGCCGGACACAGGGAGCAGCGAGCACACGUUGCCCGCAACCGGAUCUCCUCGGACAGGAUUCCUCCGCCGCAGCCCAACGGGGAGAUCUCUGGAAACAUGGCUACAGAACAUGUUAAUGGAAAUGGUACUGAAGAGCCCAUGGAUACUACUUCUGCAGUUAUCCAUUCAGAAAAUUUUCAGACAUUGCUUGAUGCUGGUUUACCACAGAAAGUUGCUGAAAAACUAGAUGAAAUUUACGUUGCAGGGCUGGUUGCACAUAGCGAUUUAGAUGAAAGAGCUAUCGAAGCUUUAAAAGAAUUCAAUGAAGACGGCGCAUUGGCAGUUCUUCAGCAGUUUAAAGACAGUGAUCUCUCUCAUGUUCAGAACAAAAGUGCCUUUUUAUGUGGAGUCAUGAAGACUUACAGGCAGAGAGAAAAACAGGGGACCAAAGUAGCAGAUUCUAGCAAAGGACCAGAUGAAGCAAAAAUUAAGGCACUCUUGGAAAGAACAGGCUACACACUUGAUGUGACCACUGGACAGAGGAAGUAUGGGGGACCACCUCCAGAUUCCGUUUAUUCAGGUCAGCAGCCUUCUGUUGGCACUGAGAUAUUUGUGGGGAAGAUCCCAAGAGAUCUGUUUGAGGAUGAACUUGUUCCAUUGUUUGAAAAAGCUGGACCUAUAUGGGAUCUUCGUCUAAUGAUGGAUCCACUAACAGGUCUCAAUAGAGGUUAUGCGUUUGUCACUUUUUGUACAAAAGAAGCCGCCCAGGAGGCUGUUAAACUGUAUAAUAAUCAUGAAAUUCGUUCUGGAAAACAUAUUGGUGUCUGCAUCUCGGUUGCCAACAACAGGCUUUUUGUGGGCUCUAUUCCUAAGAGUAAAACCAAGGAACAGAUUCUUGAAGAAUUUAGCAAAGUAACAGAGGGUCUUACAGACGUCAUUUUAUACCACCAACCAGAUGAUAAGAAAAAAAACAGAGGUUUUUGCUUCCUUGAAUAUGAAGAUCACAAAACAGCUGCCCAGGCAAGGCGUAGGUUAAUGAGUGGUAAAGUCAAGGUCUGGGGGAAUGUUGGAACUGUUGAAUGGGCUGAUCCUAUAGAAGACCCCGAUCCUGAGGUUAUGGCAAAGGUAAAAGUGCUGUUUGUGCGCAACCUUGCCAAUACUGUAACAGAAGAAAUUUUAGAAAAAGCAUUUAGUCAGUUUGGGAAACUGGAACGAGUGAAGAAAUUAAAAGAUUAUGCUUUCAUUCAUUUUGAUGAGCGAGAUGGUGCUGUCAAGGCUAUGGAAGAAAUGAAUGGCAAAGACUUGGAAGGAGAAAAUAUUGAAAUUGUUUUUGCUAAGCCACCAGAUCAGAAAAGGAAAGAAAGAAAAGCUCAGAGGCAAGCUGCAAAGAAUCAAAUGUAUGAUGAUUACUACUAUUAUGGUCCACCUCAUAUGCCCCCUCCAACAAGAGGUCGAGGGCGUGGAGGUAGAGGUGGUUAUGGAUAUCCUCCAGAUUAUUACGGAUAUGAAGAUUACUAUGAUUAUUAUGGCUAUGAUUACCAUAACUAUCGUGGUGGCUAUGAAGAUCCAUACUAUGGUUAUGAAGAUUUUCAAGUUGGAGCUAGAGGAAGGGGUGGUAGAGGAGCAAGGGGUGCUGCUCCAUCCAGAGGUCGCGGGGCUGCUCCUCCCCGUGGUAGAGCCGGUUAUUCACAGAGAGGAGGUCCUGGAUCAGCAAGAGGCGUUCGCGGUGCGAGAGGAGGUGCCCAACAACAAAGAGGCCGCGGGCAGGGAAAAGGGGUCGAGGCCGGUCCUGACCUGUUACAAUGAAGACUGACUUGCUAUGUGGGAUUACACCAGAAGCUUGCAGUGGAGUAAUGGUAAGGAAAUCAAGCAACCUUAAAUAUCUCGGCUGUAUAGGAGCAUAUUCUAUUGCAGAAGACCUUCCUAUGAAGAUCAUGGAAUCAAAUACAGGACAUUGAACUAAUACUUGGACUUUGAUAUGAAUUUCUUUAACAAUUUUCUCUGCAGUGCAAGUUAUUAAACUAAAGCUACUCUAUUUUCCAAAUGUGUUCCAACAGAAAUUCUUCAUAACUUCUAGCAUGGUAUCUUAAUAAAGAAUAAAGUUCUUCUCUUUAAAAAAUCUGCUCUAAGUAGAUUUUUCCCCUGUUUUUUUAAAUUAAGGAUCCCAGCAGUGGUUUUCUGAAAUAUUCUCUUGAAUUUGUGCAUUUAAAUUUUAUUGCAGUGGUAUAGAUGAAUGCCAUUGUUGGUAUCCUUAAAUUUUAUUUCUGCUCACCAAGGUUAAUCAUGAUUGUCUAUAUCUUUUUUAUAGUAAUCACUUUUGAAUUGUGUUCAGAUAUGCAGUUUCAGGUGUAAUCAUCAGAGCUGGUUAGUCAGGCAUUCCAGAUAGUGGUUCUUUUCAGAACCUUUUUUAAAGGGUUGGUUAACUACCUCAGUAGCAGAGGAUUGAACUAUACCCUGUCUGUACUGUACAUAGAAAAUCUUUGUAGAUAAAAGCAAGGCUUGUUAAAUGAUAUGAGGGUAAGAUUUUAAUAUACCAAAUGUAACAUUCUUAGUUGCCUUUAGUUUCAGAGGCUUGUAAGACUUCCUCAUGACCAUCAUAACAGGCCUUGCUUUUGUCGUAUUUUGUGGCUGAAAAAGCAGCCUUGCUUCUUCAGAUAUUGUAGUUAUUUGGAUGUAUAAUAGUUUAGCAAGAUGUUACUUUUGUAAGACAUCAGAUGUUCAAAAAAAGUGCAUCCGAACUUGUACUAAAUACUGCAGUGUCCCUUUAUAAAAAGUCAGACUAAAACUGACAAUUGUACAGCAAAGCCUGACAUUUGGAUAUUUUGAAGUUUUUUCAUAAAUCAUAGAAAUUAGUAUAUGGCUGUAGUUUAGCUUUUUAGGUAAAAAGUAUGUUUCAUUAGUGCAUUUCUUAUUGCUGAUCACUGCAAAAAUGUGAAUCAGCUUUCCAUUUCUUAUGCAGGUCAUGAUAACUUGUAGAAUAGAAUACAAUCAUUUGUGCUAUGUUUUUAAUUUUCUAAAAGCACCUUGAUGACAGUGAGUGUUCAGUGGUGAAGCAUCCUCUAUUGAAUCACCCUCAAAAAUUUUUUUGCCAAGUUCUAAAUUGAUAACUUAAAGUCAAAAGUGAAAUUACAGUUUAAUUAGGACUUGGUAUAAAGAAAUCCUUUUCCCCUUCCCCAAAGGGAUACUGCAGUUAUAUCACAUACCCAAUAGGCACCACAAUGAAGAUCAGAGCUUAUUAUACUUAAGGUUUUAUACACACCAGUUCCCCCAGUAAAUGCAAAUUUAACAAGAAAAUUAGACAUGUCAUAUGUUCAAAAUGCUCAUGGCAAACAAUCAUUUUGCAUUCCUGCAAAUAAAAUUGUUUUAUACUGUAAGCUGGAGGCGAGUGUAACUUAUUUUUGUAAUAAAGUUUUUAUUUUUUUUAUGUGUCAUUAAUAUAAAUGUGUGUUAGUAUAGAAAUAUUCUGGUUUAAAAACUUAGAAAUGCACACAUUUCGGUAUGUUUAUUUGUACUUACAUAAUUUUAGAUAGUGGUUGCCAAUAGCCUGUAUGUUUCACAUUAAUUGGUUUUUUUAUGUUAUCUUAAUAAACCAUUUUAGUAUGUUGUAUGUCAGUUACUGGGAUAGCUGGGACAUAGAGUGUAAUUUAAAAUUUGUCAAUAAGUAUUCAUUGGAAUAUAUGUAAAUGUGCCUUGCCGGUUAUUGAAACUUACUUACAAAAUGAGUAUGGGGUGACAAAAUUAGUUCCUGGUGCUUAAUGAAACUUUUUGCCACUGAUUUUAUAUAUUACCCCGUGCUUUUUUAAAGUACAUCUCUCUCAAAUCUUAGUGUAAGUUUGAGGGCUACACAAAACAUUUACAUUUCAUUCUAACAUAUAAUGAGUAUAGUAGGUUGUGGAAAGUGGGUAAACUAAAUGUAGCCUUCAGUAAAAUUGAAUCUCAGUGUAAUCCUUGGUGCUGGCACUUACCAGUUCCAAGGAGUUAAAUGAUCCCAUCAAAGAGGUCAUUGCCAUGCCUAUGGGCACUUUACUGUCAUACCCUUUUUAAGGGACACUGUCAAGGUGUUUAAGUUAAUUCUCAGAAUUAUUUUUGGGAUUUUAGAACAGGUUUGUUUGACUUAUGUGAGAACUGCAUUGUCAAAGUUGAAAGAUGAACAUUUUUGUGAGUUCACAAAUGUGUUCUUAAGAAAACAUUAAAAUACGGAGCUUUGGGUUUCCAAGACUAUUUGGCAUUCUUAGUUUGGGAUUUGGGAGGGAAAACUGAUACUAAAAAAUUGUGAAGAAUUGAUGGGCAGUGUAAACAGUGGUGAUGAAAUAUAUACACACUCAAGUGAAAUUACUUGACAGUGUUCAUUUGACUAACUUUGAAUUUAAGCCAUUAUAAUUUUAAAAUUAAAUCAUUUGCACUGUUCUGAUAAUGGGUGCAGUUUUUGAGCAAUAUAAUCAGAGCUAAAUAUGCAUGUAGUGAUUAGUGACGUGAACAAUUAAGUUCUGAGAAGAAAUACUAACUGGUAUUUUCAAACUUAAAUUUUCUGUAGUAAAAAUCAGUAUCAAACUCUUAUCAGAGAACAAGGAAAACAGGCAAUGCAUAUAAACAUACUUUUGAAUGUUGUGUGGCCUAUAAAGCAAUAAUGCAAUUUUUAUGGAAUGUCAUGGGAUAUGAGAAAUGGAAAUGCAAAAAUAACUAAUCCUUUAGUAAAAUUGUCAACAUGUUAAAAGGGGAAUGUUAACUAAUGUAGGUUAUUGCUAUUUGUGAUUUGUUUAUGGGUUCUUGGCUUUGACAGCUUCAAAGAAUGGACAGAUGACAAGUUAAAGAAAUUUUGUAUAUAUUGUCAAGGAAUGGGUCUUAAAUCUAAGAGUCAAGUCCCUUCCUUGGGGUGAACAAAUGUAUCCUUAAAGCAUUCUGAUUGUUAAAAAAGAAAACUUGAGUUAACCUAACCAAAGCAGACGCAAGAUUUUGUUUCUGCAGACUACUUGGCAAUCAAAGUGAUCAUCACUUAAGUUAAUCAGUUUUCAGAAAGUUGCUUUGUGAGAAAUUGCGUUACAUAUAUUCUCCCAGACAUGCUUUUUGUGUAAAGUUUUCAGCAUUGUGACUAAUUAAGAUGUUAGGGGGGAUUUAGCACAAAAGAGCAGUUGCACACUCAUGAUGGCUGUUGUAGCACCAUGAGAAAUUUAUCUACCAAUUAACUGCAAGUCUUAUUUAACAAAAUACAAACAACUUCAUUCAUACUAAAAUAGUUAUGACAUAGGAAUGGAUUGAUGGGGUGACCUUGGGUAUUCACUUGUAUAUAGCUAUUCGAAAAGACAUAGGGUGAAUAUUAUGGUAGAUGGGCAAAAUUGUCACAUUCAGGACAGCUUUUUUUGACUGCUAAGCCAAAAGUCCGUGUUGAUCAGAAACAAACAAACAAAAAAGAUGAACACCUUGUUAUUGCAGAAUAUGACAUAAUCUGUUUUAAGGGGAGAAAUUUAAAAGUAGAAGGAUUUCAUGCAUUUAGGUGAAGGAGCUAACCCCUUGAGUAAAUGAUUGCUCAGGUUCUUAAAAUGUCCCAAAUACCCACCAUGGUCGUUUUCUCCCCAGUGAUGCACAUCUUAAAAGUUCUGUCUGACCACAGGAAUUCAAUGGUGGGUAUAAAAUGAAUGAAUAAAGAAAUUAAGUAACAAUUCAUAAAAUGACCAGAUGUAGGGAUGGUGUUUUAGAGUGUAGUAUUAAUUUACUCAGUGAUACCACUCAAUAGGGCAUGCCACUACUUUUCUUAAGAUGCUAAUUAUAAACCAAUGUUCAAAAGACAUUUUUAACUGUGGGCAAAUUAGUAGACGGGCUUUUUGGUCUGUCACUUUUUUAAAAAGUACUUAAAAGUUUUAUUAGUACCACAGUCUGCCUUCAGUAAUAAACCCUAAAAUAUUUUUCAGAACCAGGAGCAUUCAGUUGAAAGAAAUCUUUUUUAUGAGUGCAAAACAGUAUUACAACUAAUGCCCUGGUCAAGAUUAGGUUUUUAAUGAUAUUAACAGUAGUCUGAUAAACAUUUAGAAGUCUGGCAUUGAGAAACAAAAGCUUGUACCUGACUAGUAUUUUUAUUUAAAAAAAUAGUUCUGUUAGCUUAUUUAAAUUCUCUUAACGUUUAUUUAUCCUUAGAAUUUAUAUUUAUUUCAUUCCUUUCAUCUCACUGAAAACUGUCUGCAGGCUCUUUGAUUUGGAUUAGAUGUGUGAAGUACUGUCUUUUGCCAAAAACCUCAAAUUACCUGUUCUUUUCAACGUAGUGGGUUUGUGCUUGUUUGGAGAUCAGUUCAAAAACUAUCUGUACUAUCUGUACUGCCUCUGAUGUUAAGAUUUUAUGUAUAGCAUAAGGAAGCUAGCUCUGACUAUAUUUUCCUAAGAAUAAAGACCUAUUUUUGUAGCA
This is a messenger RNA of Phacochoerus africanus (Common warthog), 6478 nucleotides long. RefSeq names its product synaptotagmin binding cytoplasmic RNA interacting protein (gene SYNCRIP). Gene Ontology annotation, molecular function: mRNA 5'-UTR binding. Bases 202 to 1890 code for a protein of 562 amino acids. NCBI's taxonomy places the organism in Eukaryota, Metazoa, Chordata, Mammalia, Artiodactyla, Suidae. Gene Ontology annotation, biological process: CRD-mediated mRNA stabilization. Gene Ontology annotation, cellular component: nucleus; ribonucleoprotein complex; CRD-mediated mRNA stability complex. The transcript has 12 exons. The record is from RefSeq and is a predicted model, not a curated record.